GUUGCAUUUAAAGCCAAAACUCAGCGUUUUUGCUUUUAUAAAAGUGUCAGGACUUAGAAUAUCAAACCUGAUGGAAUAUUUUGCUUUUUUAUGUCGCCGUUAGUCCAUUGGAUUUCUUCCCCUUUACUUAAUGAUAGAGGUAAAUGAGUAUGAACUUAAAAUGACAAACUUAAGCUGUUCAGAGGAAUUUCCAACCUUCUCACUGAUAGUUCUCACCUGUUUAAAUAGCAUAUCUGGCCACAUAACAGUUUGUGGCAACCUUCUGGUACUAAUGGCUAUCUUCCGGACGCCUUCUCUUCGCGAGGCGUCUUACGUGUUCAUUGGCUCGUUGGCCGCCGCAGAUCUAACUAUUGGACUGGUAAUGACUCCCACAUACGCUGCGAUCGUUGGUCAAAGCAUCACUGAUGCCGGCCAUCCUUUGAACGUGGCGGAACAUUAUCUCUGGAUCCACACUGUGAUAACAACUACCUUUAACCUGGCAGGCAUAAGUGUCGAGAAAUAUAUCGCUGUAAUUCAUCCUUUACACUACCCACUGGUAGUGACCACUCGUCGAACCAUUGUUGCUGUCAUUGCAAUUUGGUGCCUGUCGGUGCUGUUUAUGUGUGCGCAAGCUUUUAUCAAUAAGUCACACGAUAUCGAGACCUACUGGAUCGCACAUUUUGCCAUUGCAAUAGCAAUUCCUCUAGCCAUUAAUUCAUUUGUUUAUUCGAUUCGAAUGCGAGAUUUUCGCACUGCAAUAAGAAGAAUGUGUAGCUCAUCUAACUACAGCAAUGACAUUAAAAUUGUGCACGUUAUUGCACGAUAA
Messenger RNA from Orbicella faveolata, 805 nucleotides. Its product is annotated as melatonin receptor type 1B-B-like. Gene Ontology annotation, biological process: G protein-coupled receptor signaling pathway. Lineage: Eukaryota; Metazoa; Cnidaria; Anthozoa; Scleractinia; Merulinidae. Gene Ontology annotation, cellular component: plasma membrane. The record is from RefSeq and is a predicted model, not a curated record. Gene Ontology annotation, molecular function: G protein-coupled receptor activity.